AUGAAUAGCGUCGGCAUCUUCUUCAUCGUGUUCCUGGUGCUGCUGGUUGUUGCAGCUGCCGGAUGGGUAAUCUUCAGUCAGCUCCGCGCAAGACGGUUAGGUGUACCAUUGCGCGAGCGAUCGCAUGACAAUUUAUCACCUGGUCGCCACUGCAGAUCAUCCCCGGGCUCUACUAACUCGGUGUCAAUACAGCUACCCGCUCCCACCAUCAGCUCCUACAACCCCUUCACCCGUGCCGAUUCAUCUCCCUACGGCGCACCGACUCCAGCGCCCGGUGGCAUCCGCGGCUGGUUCAACGACAAGAUCCGCUCGCGCAACAAUCGCUCUGCGGUUGGCGCAUACGAGCAACCUCUGCAAUCGACCGACUACUCCCACGGCCGUCGCGGCUUCGGUCCCCUCGACCCUGACGAGGCCUGGGAUACGCGUGUUGGUACGGAGGCAGAUGCUUACGCUGGCUACUACGAGGAGCAGGAGCUCGGCAAUGCUCUUGGAGGAAGAGGAAACCCGUACAACGGCAGCGAUUACCCGAUGAACCUGGCUGCGACACCUGGCACGGCACACGAGGGCUACGGCGGCGAUCAGCACGAAGAGAGGGGCCGUUCGCGUUCGCGGGGCCGGAGUCCGGUGCCUGGAGCAAGCGGCCUCGGUGUGCCCGGCAAGGGCGUCAACCAAAACCCGUUCGACGACGAUGCAGAACCAGCCAACACCACUUUGAAGGGCGUUAGUCCGCGACCAAUCAACACGGCUUCUGCGGUGAAGGCAGGUGGCACCAGACCGACGAGCGAUAGUCCGUCGGAGAGGCGUUCCAUGUUCAGGGAGGAUGUGUAG
Molecule: messenger RNA, 828 nt
Organism: Pseudomassariella vexata
Lineage: Eukaryota; Fungi; Ascomycota; Sordariomycetes; Amphisphaeriales; Pseudomassariaceae
Exons: 3
Coding region: 1-828 (275 amino acids)
Source: RefSeq, a predicted model, not a curated record